AUGGGGUCUACUCAUUACGCUCCUUUUGCGGGGAUAUUCCCAGACUCUAAAAGCGCCCGCGAUUAUCGUAUUGUAGCCACGCGCUUCGAUCGAAAGCCUUACAGGCCACCUAGUAGCGACCCUUCUAUCGAAGCGCUAAGGAAUGAUCGCCACGCCCAAGUCAAGCGGAUAUACGAUGCCAUGACUCGUUCAGACGCUGCCAAAGACAAUGUGAAUUCCAUUGCGAUGCGCCGAUGGGCUCAUGCGGCAUUCUAUGCUUCUGAAAUGGUUGAAGCCUACGCACACAAAGUGUUCGACACUCUUCUCGAACAAGCUUGCGAAGGCUUUCGCGGUUUCAGCCACAACGACUAUGCGUCCGACGAAAGGAAAGGAGAACCGGAAGAUAAGACCGUCAGCUGCGCUGAGCGUCUCGAAAAUGUUCUUCGCGGGUUGGAAGAAGAGAAAACCAUCUGUGAGGAUGUCAUGGCGUCCAACCAUUACAUUAGAAUGUUCGUCAAUGCUCCACGCGCAUAUGCUCGCCGAAAGGAGGCAAAUCGACUUGGAAACAGCAAGAGGGGGAAG
Westerdykella ornata is the source of this 561-nucleotide messenger RNA. RefSeq lists its product as uncharacterized. NCBI's taxonomy places the organism in Eukaryota, Fungi, Ascomycota, Dothideomycetes, Pleosporales, Sporormiaceae. The record is from RefSeq and is a predicted model, not a curated record. The annotation marks the transcript as partial. The transcript has a single exon.